GCGCAUGAGCUACCGCAUGGAUGAACAUACGUAGUAUACAAACAUUAAUAAUUUCGUUUCAAUUUCUAGCGUCAUCGCUUGCCCACCUCGCAGUAGUGAGCGUGCUAAUUGUGCGUUCUGUGAAAUGUCUGUGUACCACGACGAAGUUGAGAUUGAAGACUUUGAAUACGACGAGGAACUGGAGACUUAUUUCUAUCCGUGCCCAUGUGGGGACAGGUUCGAGAUAACUAAGGAGGACCUGCUGAAUGGUGAAGAGGUGGCCACAUGUCCCAGCUGCUCCUUGCUAGUGAAAGUGAUAUACAACCAGGAGGACUUCAUUCGGGAAAAAGACACACUAGCCAAAGAAGAACCAGCCAAGCUUCAAGCAACCAAUUAAGGAGGUGCCUUGACAACCAUCACUACUGCUGCCUGCUUAAUUUCCAGAAUUUACUGUUCAGAUACAACUACAAGGCUUCUAAAUGGAGGGUUUAUCCAAAGCUUGGAUAUGAAAUACGUGUGAUUCUUUGUUAUUGUACAUAUUUUGUCCAUAAUUACAAGUACAAAAGAAGAUAAAGAUUGUUGUGGCUUGA
Molecule: messenger RNA, 569 nt
Organism: Dermacentor albipictus
Lineage: Eukaryota; Metazoa; Arthropoda; Arachnida; Ixodida; Ixodidae
Gene: Dph3
Product: Diphthamide biosynthesis 3
Source: RefSeq, a predicted model, not a curated record